GGGAGGGAGGGAGGUGCGGCGGAGCGACCCGGGUCAGCGGAGCAGCCACGGGCGCUGGGAUGCCGGGCACCCCGAAAGCCAAGGCCCCCGGCCGGAGUAGGGGGCGCCCGCGCCGCCAGCCCCGCUGACACCGCCUCGGAGGAUGUGAGCCGGCGCCGCGGCCGCUGCUUCGCGGGCUGGGCGCGCGGUCCCAGCGGCUCCAGCCAGCCUCUGCUUCGCCAAUUUGGGUGGGGGCGACCGCACCAGGCCGCUCGAGCUUUCGAAGGGGGCUGGCUGUCUUUGGCAGCUUGGUUGGGGAAGGCGACCCACACAGGGCGCUCGGAGAUUUUUUUUUCUUUUCAUUUUUUUCUUUUUCUUUCUUUCUUUCUUUUUUUUUUUUUUUUGUUUUAGAGCAGGGUUAACUGUUUUUUGGCAGCUUGGUUUCUGGGGGACUCUAUAGAAGGCCUUUCGGGAUUUCUUUAUUUGGGGGGAGGGGGCGGUGGUCCCGACUUGGCCAGCCGCCUGCUGGAGGGGGGCAGCGGGGAGCGGGGGGAUGCGAACCCGGCUCCCCCCACCAUGAUGAAGACGGAGCCUCGGGGGCCCGGGGGUCCCCUCCGGAGCGCCUCCCCGCACCGCAGCGCCUACGAAGCGGGCAUCCAGGCACUGAAGCCUCCCGAUGCUCCCGGGCCCGACGAGGCACCCAAGGCGGCCCACCAUAAGAAAUAUGGCUCCAACGUCCACCGCAUCAAAAGUAUGUUCCUGCAGAUGGGCACCACCGCGGGGCCGCCGGGUGAGGCGGGAGGCGGCACGGGUAUGGCCGAGGCCCCGCGGGCGUCCGAUCGCGGCGUGCGCCUGUCGCUGCCGCGGGCCAGCAGCCUGAACGAGAACGUGGACCACAGCGCCCUGCUCAAACUGGGCACCAGCGUGUCUGAGCGCGUGAGCCGCUUCGACUCCAAGCCCGCGCCCUCGGCGCAGCCGGCUCCGCCGCCGCACCCGCCGUCCCGGCUGCAGGAGACGCGGAAGCUGUUCGAACGGAGUGUCCCCGCGGCCUCGGGUGGCGACAAGGAGGCCGCGGCGCGGCGGCUGCUGAGGCAGGAGCGCGCCGGCCUGCAGGACCGGAAGCUGGACGUCGUGGUGCGCUUCAACGGCAGCACCGAGGCGCUGGACAAGCUGGAUGCUGACGCCGUGUCGCCGACAGUCAGCCAGCUCAGUGCGGUCUUCGAGAAAGCCGACUCGAGGACCGGCCUCCACCGUGCGCCCGGGCCACCACGGGCGGCGGGGGCGCCCCAGGUCAACUCGAAGCUGGUCAGUAAGCGGUCCCGGGUGUUCCAGCCACCGCCUCCGCCUCCUGCCCCGUCGGGGGAUGCCGCGACCGAGAAGGAGCGUGGCCCUGGAGGGCAGCAGCCCCCACAGCACCGAGUGGCCCCUGCCCGACCGCCGCCUAAGCCGCGGGAGGUGCGCAAGAUCAAGCCGGUGGAGGUUGAGGAAAGUGGGGAGUCUGAGGCCGAGUCGGCUCCCGGGGAAGUGAUCCAGGCCGAGGUGACCGUCCAUGCAGCCUUGGAGAAUGGCAGCACCUCGGCCACCACAGCCAGCCCCGCACCCGAGGAGCCCAAGGCCGAAGCGGUCCCCGAGGAGGAGGUAGCGUCGGUGGCGACGCCAGAGAGGGGGUUGGACAAUGGCCGGAUCCCGGACGUGGCACCUGAGGAGGUGGAUGAGUCCAAGAAGGAGGACUUCUCGGAAGCAGACUUGGUGGACGUGAGCGCCUACAGUGGACUCGGGGAGGACUCUGGGGGCAGUGCCCUAGAGGAGGACGAUGAGGAAGAUGAGGAGGACGGGGAGCCCCCCUAUGAGCCGGAGUCAGGGUGUGUGGAGAUUCCUGGUCUCUCAGAGGAAGAAGACCCGGCCCCUAGUCGGAAGAUCCAUUUCAGCACCGCACCGAUCCAAGUCUUCAGCACCUACUCCAAUGAGGACUAUGACCGACGCAAUGAAGAUGUGGAUCCCAUGGCAGCCUCUGCGGAGUAUGAGCUAGAGAAGCGUGUGGAGAGGUUGGAGUUGUUUCCCGUGGAGCUGGAGAAGGAUUCUGAGGGCUUGGGCAUCAGCAUCAUUGGCAUGGGGGCCGGAGCCGACAUGGGCCUGGAGAAGCUGGGCAUCUUCGUCAAGACCGUGACCGAGGGUGGUGCAGCCCAUCGGGAUGGCAGGAUCCAAGUCAACGACCUGCUGGUGGAGGUAGAUGGAACAAGCCUGGUGGGGGUGACCCAGAGCUUCGCAGCCUCUGUCCUCAGGAACACCAAGGGCCGAGUGCGGUUCAUGAUUGGCCGGGAGCGGCCUGGAGAACAGAGUGAAGUGGCCCAGCUAAUUCAGCAGACUUUGGAGCAAGAGAGGUGGCAGCGGGAGAUGAUGGAGCAGAGAUACGCCCAGUAUGGGGAGGAUGAUGAGGAGACAGGAGAGUAUGCCACCGAUGAGGAUGAAGAGCUGAGCCCCACGUUCCCAGGGGGCGAGAUGGCCAUCGAGGUGUUCGAACUAGCAGAGAAUGAGGAUGCACUGUCCCCUGUGGAGAUGGAGCCCGAAAAGCUGGUGCACAAGUUCAAGGAGCUCCAGAUCAAGCACGCCGUCACUGAAGCGGAAAUCCAGCAGCUGAAGCGGAAGUUGCAGAGUCUGGAGCAGGAGAAAGGGCGCUGGCGGGUGGAGAAGGCCCAGCUGGAGCAGAGUGUGGAGGAGAAUAAGGAACGAAUGGAGAAGCUAGAGGGCUACUGGGGUGAGGCCCAGAGCCUGUGCCAGGCUGUGGAUGAGCACCUGCGGGAGACUCAGGCCCAGUAUCAGGCCCUGGAACGCAAGUACAGCAAGGCCAAACGUCUCAUCAAGGACUACCAGCAGAAGGAGAUCGAGUUCCUGAAAAAAGAGACUGCCCAGCGUCGGGUACUGGAAGAAUCGGAGCUAGCUAGGAAGGAGGAAAUGGACAAGCUUCUAGACAAGAUCUCAGAACUGGAAGGAAACCUGCAAACCCUGAGGAAUUCUAAUUCUACUUAACAGGAAUCGCUCCUUGACUGGACAAUAAUAAUCCACUCCCAUUAUCCACACCCCCUGUCCUCAAUCCCCACCCCGCCCCUACCAGCCUGGGGACAGGUGCCCCGACUUCCCCCAUUCCUCCACCCCACCUCCCCCAGCUUCAGGGACCAGAGGGCCCAUAUCACAGGCCCCUUUAGGGUGGCCCGGGCAGACAAUGGUGGCUGGAAGAGUGGCCUCCUUGUUCUACGGGGCUGAGGUACAGAGGCCGAGAGAAGCUGAGAGCUGACCUGGGUGGUGGAUGGACACAAGGGCCUGCAGACCAAACUGCCAGACUUUACAACCUCCAGCCUGUGUCUCUGGACCGGAGUGGAGCUGGGGCUCUCCCAGCAUCUCACCACUUGGAGGCUGCUCCCUGCCCACAGGGUCCAUGUGGCCGCUGGGCCUCGACUUGAGAUUCGACUUUCUUGGCCCUUUCCUCUUCCCUAUCAUUGUGCUGUCUGUUGCUGUCUGGCCUCAACAUCUCCCACCCCUGCUCCCCAUCCCAGGAGGGAUAGAGCCCACCCUUGAGCCAGAGGCUGGGCCUGGUCCUGCACUGAUUUCUCGUAUCCUUGGUGGGAGGGGAGAGCUGGAGUAGGGAAAAGGAUGAGUCCAAAAUCCAGUCCCUUUCCUAGGAAGGGCAACAGCCCUCAACUUCUCCUUGUGCCUCCCCUUCCCCAAGUGCCAAAUAGCCACAGCCUCCUCCUGGAACUGUCCUGAGGCCCCUGGGGCUCAGGUUGCCUUGGUCUAGCCUAGGAAUGCCAGGAGGGAGGGAGGUCAGCUUAGGUGGUGUGCCUGCGGAGCUCUCGCUGGGGAGCUAGGCCCUGCCCAGGG
Messenger RNA from Microtus ochrogaster (prairie vole), 3855 nucleotides. RefSeq names its product protein phosphatase 1 regulatory subunit 9B (gene Ppp1r9b). The record is from RefSeq and is a predicted model, not a curated record. Gene Ontology annotation, cellular component: actin cytoskeleton; cytoplasm; dendrite. Gene Ontology annotation, molecular function: actin filament binding. Lineage: Eukaryota; Metazoa; Chordata; Mammalia; Rodentia; Cricetidae. Gene Ontology annotation, biological process: neuron projection development; calcium-mediated signaling; actin filament organization.